Molecule: messenger RNA, 363 nt
Organism: Tachysurus fulvidraco (yellow catfish)
Lineage: Eukaryota; Metazoa; Chordata; Actinopteri; Siluriformes; Bagridae
Product: glutamyl-tRNA(Gln) amidotransferase subunit C, mitochondrial-like
Exons: 3
Biological process (GO): regulation of translational fidelity; mitochondrial translation; glutaminyl-tRNAGln biosynthesis via transamidation
Cellular component (GO): glutamyl-tRNA(Gln) amidotransferase complex; mitochondrion
Molecular function (GO): glutaminyl-tRNA synthase (glutamine-hydrolyzing) activity
Source: RefSeq, a predicted model, not a curated record
CAUUUUGUGUUUUCUUGUUUUGUUCUACAGCCUAUCUCUCUGGACCUUGUGGAUAAGUUGGAGAGACUUGCUCUUGUAGACUUUGGCAGCCAGGAAGGUGUUGAGUGUCUGGAGAAAUCCAUCUGCUUCGCUGAUCAGAUCCAUGUCGUUGGCACGGACGGUGUGGAACCAAUGGAUUCUGUUCUAGAGGACAGAGCUUUGUAUCUGAGAGAAGACACAGUAACUGAGGGAAACUGCACAGAGGAACUUCUUCGACGCUCCAGAAUCACAGAGGAGGAAUAUUUUGUAGCACCUCCAGGAAACAUCCCUCUUCCGAAGAGAGAGCAGCGAACCACCAUGCUGAAGCACUCAGAGCUCUGAGAU